AUGGAUCCCGCAAAGCUGACUGGUCAGGCUCUCCUUAGCCACACCAUCAAGACGACACCCAUCAUCGACAACCAUGCUCAUCCCCUUUUGGAUCUGGAGGCCAUUGGCCGGUAUCCCCUUUUGUCCAUCACUACCGAAGCUCAUGGAGACGCCAUCCAUGCUUCAUUGACCAGUCUGGCUCACUUGCGCGCCGUCAAACAGCUGGCGAAGGUGCUCCGGUGUGAGCCCAGCUGGGAGGCUGUGGUCAACGCAAUUGAAGCUAAGCGAAUCGAGGACUACGAUGCAUGGGUUGAGGAAUGUCUCAGCGGGAUUGAAGCUGUUCUUGUGGAUGACGGUUUGGAUGGAGAGGCCGAAGUCUACCCUUACUCAUACUUCAGUAGUCUCACCCGCAGUCCAGCUAAGAGAAUCGUACGUAUCGAAAAGAUUGCGGCCGAUAUCUUCAACGAGCACCUUCCGACUGAUGCGUCUACCGUACGAACCGCUGAAGAUGCCGAUGCUGUCUUUGACAAAGCAUUGAAAGCAUUCGACAGCAGCAUCAACGAGGCCAUUGCUGAUCCUGAGGUUGUUGGCUUCAAGUCCGUCAUCUGCUACCGCACAGGUCUCGCCAUACCAAGGCGGCCCGAUGCUGUCUUUGCACGCAAGGCCUUUGAGGGUAUCUAUUCAACUCACACUCAAGGGACUGACAAUGCAUUCACCCGAAUCAAUCAUCCCGGUCUCAACGAGUAUCUGGUUCACCGGCUCGCAUGCCUCAUCCGGAAUGCCGAAGGCCUCAACAAAAAGCCGAUCCAGUUCCACACGGGCCUCGGCGACAACGACAUCAAUCUGACGUCGGCAUCUCCUGCUCAUCUUCAGGAGUUCAUCCGACAAUAUCCUACCGUUCCAAUCGUUCUGCUUCACGCAAGCUACCCUUACAUGAGAGAAGCAGGGUAUCUAGCCUGUGUCUACGCAAACGUGUAUGCCGACAUUGGAGAGAUUUUUCCGUUCCUCAGUCGAGACGGCCAGGAAACUGCCGUCCGCCAAAUCCUUGAACUAUGCCCAUGGUCGAAGGUUCUCUGGAGCACAGAUGGUCAUUGGUUCCCCGAGACCUAUCUUCUUGCAGUGCUACAAGUUAGAGAAGUCCUCGAAAAAGUGCUUUGUGAGUAUGCUCGAAAAGGUCAUAUGACCUGGCGAGAAGCUACUCAGCUCGUCAAGGACAUUCUCUUCAACAACUCGAACCGCGUUUACCGGCUGCAACUCUCUUUCAGCCCAGAGGAAGACUCUAUGAACCCUAGAAGACUGUCCGGCCGCAGCGAUCUCGACAUCCUCGAAGCUUUCUUGGAUGGGAAGAAGUCCCCGCAGUACUUGCGCAUCUACUGGAACGACAUGACAGCUACACAAAGAGUACGCGCCGUGCCCAUGAGAAAGGUCCUGUCUGUCAUGAACGAGGACGGAGACUUCUCGCUCAGCAUCACGAAGGCCAGUCUAGGCUUAUUGCAGAACGACCAUGUCGUUCCUGGAGCAUCCGGGACUGGAGAGUACCGCCUUCACCCAGACUUCACUUCCCUGCAAGAAGGCCCGCGGGACGGUCAUAUCAGUGUGUUCGGCGACUUCCGGGAGCAAGACGGUUCCCACGUGUCCCUCUGCCCGCGAUCUCUUCUUCAGCGUGUGGUAGAAAAUGCCGCCCGCCGAGGAUUGAGCUUCAGCAUCGGGUUCGAGAUCGAACUCCUUCUCCUUGAACGAGUCGACGGCAGUCCCGAGAAGUACCGCACACUCAGCAACGACGGACAUGCAUGGUCUACUUCCCGCAUGAUGGAUCACCCCGUCUUCAUCAACGUCAUCGAAAGGGCGGUCGCCGAGUUAGACUCGCGUGGUAUUCACAUUGAGCAGAUCCAUCCCGAAAGCGCCGCUGGCCAGUUUGAGGUUGUUCUCCCCCAGGCACCACCGCUAGAGGCCGUCGACACACUGCUAUACGUUCGAGAAGUGAUCUCUAGCAUCGCGCAAUCACAGGGCUAUCGAAUGUCCCUUCACCCCAAGCCCUUCCCGACAUCAUGCGGAACUGCCGCGCACAUGCACAUGUCCAUCAGCUCGCCCAACGGUUCCAAGCCGGAGACGUACUCGCCAUUCUAUGCUGGUAUCCUGAAGCACCUCCGCGCUAUUGCCGCGCUCACAUACAGCAACCCCGUCAGCUACGAGCGCGUGCAAGACGGGGCCUGGGCCGGCGGACGAUGGGUCACUUGGGGUACACAGAACAGGGAGACACCGCUUCGCAAGAUAGAAGACAGCCACUGGGAGAUCAAGUGUAUGGACGGACUUGCAAACCCCUAUCUUGCCCUCGCGGGUAUACUAGGCGCUGGCGCAUAUGGUGUGAUGAAGAGUGAGAAGCUGGUAUGGGGAGAUUGCGAGGUUGAUCCUGCAUCCCUGACGAAGAAUGACCGCAAGGAACUGGGCGUAGAGAAGAUGCUACCGGCUGAUCUACCCGAGGCUCUCAAGGAUUUACGCGGGGACGAGGUCAUGAACGAACUCCUGGGAGAAGAACUUAUUGAGAGAUAUGCAACUGUGAAGGAAGAGGAGAUGAAAGUUCUCGAAAAACUGAACAAGGAUGAGAAGCGGCAGUGGAUCCUGGAAAGAUACUAA
Colletotrichum karsti is the source of this 2613-nucleotide messenger RNA. RefSeq names its product extracellular developmental signal biosynthesis protein. Bases 1 to 2613 code for a protein of 870 amino acids. The transcript is spliced from 2 exons. Gene Ontology annotation, molecular function: glutamine synthetase activity; hydrolase activity. The record is from RefSeq and is a predicted model, not a curated record. NCBI's taxonomy places the organism in Eukaryota, Fungi, Ascomycota, Sordariomycetes, Glomerellales, Glomerellaceae.